AACUACGACUGCGGCUGUGACUGUGACCACAACUACGACUACGACUGUAGCUACCAGUACAACUACCACUACCACUAUAGCUACCACUACCACCGCUACGGCUACGACUGCCGCUGCGACCGCUACUACAACAACUAUGGUCACGGCUACCGCUACGCUACGCUAUACACCCUCCUAGACAUCGUCGAUCCACGUGGUAACUAUCCGAGAUGCCUUCCAUCCUUAGUCUCCCGGUGGAGAUGAUAUCGUACAUCAUCGAUGGCCUAGGUAUCCGAGACCUGUCCGCCUUUUCGAGAUCUUGCCGUUCCAUCCAUAACAUCGUCACGCCGUACCUAUAUCGCUACUUCAAGGAUAACGUCGCGCUCAUGUGCUGGGCCGUCGACGAAGGCCGCAGAGGUACCGUCGAACGUCUGCUUGCGGCCGGCGCUGACCCGGAUGCUCCGUGGUAUCAUCGUUAUCCUAGGCCGCGCGUGCUUGCCGAACUCGAAAAGUACGAAGAUACGAUGCGCUUUCCGAACCCCUCGCGUUGCGUAUAUGAUGUCGAUGUGAUAUUCCCUUUCAACGCACACGAAUACGACGAAUACGACGAUGAGAUUUCGUACCAUAAUGGUUAUGGCGGUAGUGAUGGCGAUAGUGAUGGCGAUGGUGACAGCGAAGACAUUCGGCCGACUGGCAACGGAGCUGUUAGCGAAUUAUAUAGCCGCUAUUGCUGGACGCCUCUCCACAUUGCCGCUCGUUGGGGGGACGACGACCUCGUUGAUCUUCUGAUACGGUACGGCGCGGACGUCGAUGCCUGGUCGAAAGGCUUUUGCGAUUGCGUCGUCCCUUCGGAGAUCCUGGGGCCGACGGAUCUGGGGCCGUUAGACCCGGACCCGAUCCGAGACUUCGCCAUGCCUAUCUGGACGCCUCUGCAUACCGCCAUCUGCCACGGCCACGAAUCUACCGCGCGUCUUUUGAUAUCUAGAGGAGCUUCCGUCAACGUGUCGCCGUGGCUGGACGGGCCCGAUCCGUCUCAGGCUACCGCUCUCCAUUCGGCCUGCUAUUCCGAUCAGGCUUCCAUAGCCCGCUUCCUCGUAGACGAGGGACACCAGACCGAUGUCGAGGUCGAAGACUACUUCGGCAGCACGCCUAUGACCUAUGCGUACUUCGCCAGGAGCUGGCGCGCGAUCGAUUUCCUCGUGGAGGCGGGCGCCUCGCUCAACGCCACCCUGGGACCUUUCACCCUCUUGAAACAUGCCUGCCACUCGUGUCGCUUUGCCGAGGCCCUUCGGUUCAUUGAGCUAGGCGUGGACCUCGCCGCCUCCGAGUCUUCCCGCUCGAUAUACCCUAUAUUGCACAGCUGUUGCAGGCCCCCGCCUAUGUUGGGAGACGAAACCUCCCAGGAAGGCUCGAGGACGGUAGUCGUCCGGGCUUUGAUCAAGGCCGGCGCCGAUUUAGAAGCUAGGGACAUAGAUUCCGCGACGCCGCUCAUAAAGGCGUCUCUCAUGGGUCUCGAUGACCUCGUCAAGAUCUUUCUCGAUGCGGGUGCGGAUAUCGAUGCGCGAGACGACGAUGGCGACACGGCGUUGUUGAAAGCUUGCGAUCCGACAGCGCUAUUUGUUUUUGAUUCCAGCGCGAAGACACUGCGUACGGUGACGGCGCUGCUCGGUCGAAUCCCGCCGAAUACCGAUUUGUUCGACGUUAUCGGCAGAAUUUGCGAUAGGUCCUUGGGUUCUCGGCUCGACGACGACAGGAUCGAGCUGGUGCGGCUUCUGGUGCAUCACGGAGGACAAGCGACGCUUGAAUCGAGGGGCGGCCAUAUGCUGAUCGCGAGGGCGCUCGCCUCGGGCAACGUGCCUUUCUGCGACACGCUGCUGAAGCACGGAUUCGGCGAGCCUACGUUGUUGGAGAGCCAGGCGAUAAUCGACAAGGCGAUAGAACGGGACGACGCCCGCGCUCUCGAGUACGUCUUCACGCGUCUCAGUUGCGCCGAGAUUUUAAAGGGGCCAGGCAAAGUUAUCGAUUUGAUCAAGGCUGACAAGCUUAACUGUGCGUCGUUCUUGAUCAAGGCUGGGGUCCCCUUAGACUACCGUUCCGACGACGGAAAAAGAUGCCUGAUAGAGGCUUGCAAGGUGGGCAGAACAGACGUUGCCAGGCUGCUCCUCGAGAAGGGGGUCGACCCGAACGCGGACGUGGACGGUACGUUACCCUUGUUGGUCCCGACCAUGGAAGAAAAUGCCCCCCUGAUCACCCUGCUUCUCGAGCACGGCGCAGACAUGCAUUGGCAUCCCGAAUGCGUUGACAUCGACGAACGGAUCCUCGGUCCGCUCGAUGUCGCGAUCUACCUCGGUCUCUCGAUUGCUGUCAGGGUGAUGGUCAACCACGUAAGCUACCUCUCCGCGACCAAGGAGCAGCGUGUGGCGCAUCUACAGAACGCUUGUUGCGCAAGCUCCGCCGCGUACGCUGACGGGAUCAUAAUCAAGCUUCUGCUGAGGGAUCAGACGGUAGAUCCGGAUACGGUAUUCCCGAGAAUGAAUAUGACGCCUUUGCACGUUUCCAUGGCGCUGGACAGGAUGCCAUCGGUUAUCGCUUUGCUCGAAGCCGGGGCUUACAUACACUAUGAACUUCUUCCCGUCGAGCCCCCUCUGCCAGACUCUACACCAAACCCGUUUGUGGGAACGACACCGCUAGAGUGGGCGGUCGACGUUGCCCCUUUUGAAUUCGUCAAAAUCAUGAUAGAAGCUUCGUUGUUCCGACUUGCGGACAAACCCGAUAUGUUUCUACGCUAUGCCCGAGCCGCUUGUCGUAGAUAUAAACCCGAGAUAAUGAAGUUGCUGCUCGACAACGGCCUCGAUCCCCACGUUUCUGACGAGGAGGGCAACUCGCUUCUGAGCAUAUUCUGUCAGACGAUCGAUAAGAUCUGGCCCAUCGAAGAUCCCGAGUGGCCAGCAGCAGCGAGGGUCGCCGUUAGAUCAGCCAGAUGCGUUUCCAUACUUCUCGAGUACAAGGCCGACCAGCAUAAGAAGAAUAACAAAGGCGUAUGCGCUUUAAACCACAUUAGACGUAUGAUGGCCUAUGAAGGAUCGAGCGAAUUUCACCAGGAGGUUGCGAGGUGGUGGAAUAGAGAGUUGAUCUAUGACGAAACAGGAGUACGACCUGGACCAGAAGGCCCAUGGACCCAACUUGACUUGCCUGACAGGCCCCCAUCCCGACAACGAUGACGACAAAGACGAUAUCGACGACAUUGCCUCUACAUCUGGAAUCGUAGAUACUAUUCCUGAAUGAUUUAAGCAGUCAAAUCUGAACAAUCCAUACAAUCCAUACAACCCAUAUAGAAGAUAGAAGCGCAAAGCUACCUAGUAGACUAGUAGAAUGGUAACUGUUGGUUCCUACCCUGGCUGGACCGAUGUGAUUGAUACCGUGAGGAAAUAUCGUGUCUCCUGUACGGAUUGGUGGUGUACGGAUUAGUGUAUUGAUUAGUGUACGGAUGGGGGUACGGAUUGAUAGUUGGUCAAAAGCAGAUACAAUCAACUGGAACGAAACGGACCUCGGGGCCAGGGGAGUUACGGUGGUUGUCUAUCGACCCAAGAAAU
This is a messenger RNA of Annulohypoxylon maeteangense, 3572 nucleotides long. Its product is annotated as ankyrin. Gene Ontology annotation, molecular function: protein binding. The record is from RefSeq and is a predicted model, not a curated record. The coding region runs from base 210 to 3200 and encodes 996 amino acids. Lineage: Eukaryota; Fungi; Ascomycota; Sordariomycetes; Xylariales; Hypoxylaceae. The transcript has a single exon.